AUGGGUCUUUGCCUCUCUUGCUGCUGUGAUGACGGUCCUGGCUUCGGCGGUGGCCCUGGAUUUGGAGGCCCUGGUGGCCCCGGUGGUCCCGAUGGUGGCUUCGGAGGUCCUGGCGGUGGCUUCGGGGGUCCUGGUGGUGGUUUCGGUGGCCCUGGUGGCGGUCCCGGCGGUCCUGGCGGCGGUGGUCCUGGUGGCCCUGGAGGACCCGGAGGGCCUGGAGGGCCUGGCGGAUGGUAG
Penicillium malachiteum is the source of this 237-nucleotide messenger RNA. RefSeq lists its product as uncharacterized. NCBI's taxonomy places the organism in Eukaryota, Fungi, Ascomycota, Eurotiomycetes, Eurotiales, Aspergillaceae. The record is from RefSeq and is a predicted model, not a curated record. The transcript has a single exon. The coding region runs from base 1 to 237 and encodes 78 amino acids.